Molecule: messenger RNA, 1554 nt
Organism: Daphnia carinata
Lineage: Eukaryota; Metazoa; Arthropoda; Branchiopoda; Diplostraca; Daphniidae
Exons: 8
Coding region: 168-1349 (393 amino acids)
Source: RefSeq, a predicted model, not a curated record
AUGCUUCCCCUGUGGUAGCGAGUUUAUUUUCCCUUGGGAUACGAGCGGCCAACUCAGCUGUUUGAAGGCAAAGAAUUCUUUAGUCUUUCGGAGUUUGUGUCGAAACUCACAACAUACAUUUCGGCUUGUCACAGUAAUUACUUGAAUUUUUCAUCAUUAUCAAUAGUAUGGCUAGCCAUGGCCGCCAUGAAGAUCAACGAAGCACUCUGUCAUUGAUUGCUGCAGGAUUCCACGAAUUUACUCGUACCUCUGGGGCGUACCUGGCAAAAGUUUCCCUUUUCCACAAACUUAUUGCUUUGGGUACCUUGGUUUUAUCAACUUUAGUUAUUGGAGGCUCAAAUUUUUUUACAGCAAGAAUGGUCACAAAUCGAGAAGAAGGAUUUUUCCAAAAAUUAAGAAAAUUUAAGGUGGUUAGAAUAUCCUUGAAUGCAGUUGACCGCCUACUUCAUGUGAUGGAAAGCUUAGUUGUUCCUAAUAAUCCAGUAAAAUCUAAGCAAUCUCCCAAGGCUAAUAGUCAUUUGGUGUCGGCAUCAUCAAAUUCUAUAGGCACUGAAAUAAAUGGACUUCCUAAGUUAUUGAAUCUCCGUCACAUAUCAAUUUCUUCAAGUGGUACUCCCUGUAAUAAAGAAAGAUCAUCUGAUGCAGAAGAUUGGACACCAUUUUCGUCAGUAUCUACCACCGUCGAUGAAAGUUUGUUCGAUCCCAGUUGUGUAUCCUUGAUGGAAGAUCUAUCUCAAAGCACAAUUUCAACGCCGAUUCGGGAUUUGCGCCAACAAAUGGCUUCUAAAAUUCGGACGUGGCGCUUGGCUAUACAAGAUUUGGAAGGGGCAGAAGAAUUUCGCUCUUGGUCUCCUGAAUCUCCUCACGGUAUAUCAAAGAACAGUUUGUUCGUCCGCUUAUGGAAAUCGCUAUCGCAGUUGAUAUCGGUACGGCAAACUGGAUCAUCUCGUGACAUUGAACCUGGAUCAGGCCGCAAACGAAAGCGAAUGGAUGCUGACGAUGACGACUUGGCGCUAUACAUACCGCUUUACAAAGGUCAAUCGAAAUUGAACGGAAGUGGAUUGCUGAGCUCCGAGACCAAUGAACAACCUGCUCCGCCUGGCAUCCGCGGUCUCUCAGUGGUACCGAUCAUUGGAAAUUGGUUUUCCUCUGUUCAAUCGGAAGAUACUGAACGCGUCGAGGAUACGCAACUUGACCAUAUUUCUUUGAUACAGCGUGACUGCUUUUCUUCUUCGAAGGAAAAAAGGGAGGUGACAAACGACCACAAACCUUACGAAAUAACCAGUUCCGAAACAAUUGGCGAAGAUAUUCCUGCAGAACAAAAUUAUGUGUCUGUCGAGCACCUUUAAGCAAUGUAAAAGGAUUGAUUAGUGGAGCAAAUAUUCAACGAGAACAAAAUUGAAAUUUCAUAUUUACCUAAACUUGCAUUCUCUUGAAAAUGAAAUUUGUGUUGUCUAAUAUUUAUUAUUACGCCAUUAAUUAUUAAAUAGAAAGAAGUAAAAUAUAAACGAAAGAAAUUUAUUUCUCUCGUUAUGACAAAACACAGCACAUAUU